Messenger RNA from Cherax quadricarinatus, 4475 nucleotides. Its product is annotated as kinesin-like protein KIF20B. Gene Ontology annotation, biological process: microtubule-based movement. NCBI's taxonomy places the organism in Eukaryota, Metazoa, Arthropoda, Malacostraca, Decapoda, Parastacidae. Gene Ontology annotation, molecular function: ATP hydrolysis activity; microtubule motor activity; ATP binding. The record is from RefSeq and is a predicted model, not a curated record. Gene Ontology annotation, cellular component: microtubule; nucleus; kinesin complex.
UGACUUGUGUUGCUGCUGCUGCUGUUGCUGCUGUUGCUGCUCUCGACUAUAUCAUCACUCAUUCAUGGGAGCAUGAGAUUUGAAUGCUUCUGAGUUGAGAAAAUGAAUCGUUUAGAUGAUCGUCUGUCUUAUCUUCAUGCUUCCUAUACUGACUCGCGUAUGACUCAAGAUAGUACUUUUAAUCCAUGCAAGAAUUUGAAUGAUGUGUUCCAGUCUGUAUCCAUUGAGGAUGUUGAUGGAGAGACCCUGAAGGUGUAUUUGAGAGUGCGUCCAAAUCUUCCACAGGAAACCUCUAAGGAUGAGGACGUUCAAAUUGAUAUUCUGGAUGAUCACAGCAUUAUCCUUACUGCCCCUGCAUCUUCUAAUACCUUCAAGAAUAGCACCCAUGGCAUCACAAAACUUAGCCAGAAGUUUACAUUUUCCCAUAUAUAUGGACCUUCCACUACCCAGAAAGAUUUGUUUGACACUGCUACUUUGAGUUUGGUCAGGGAUUUUCUUGGUGGCCAGAACUGCUUGCUUUUCACUUACGGAGCCACUAAUUCUGGCAAAACAUACACUGUACAAGGAACUCCUACCAAUCAGGGUAUUCUUCCACGAACAUUGGAUGUAGUCUUCAAUACAAUAGGAGAACAUCAUUACCAGAAAAAUGACCUGAAGCCCCAAUAUUUCUGCAGUGUCAUACGCCUUGAUGAAAAGGACAUUCAAAAAGAAGAGGAAAGGAAAGAGAGAAUAUUCAAGAUAGGCUCUGAGCUUAGCACUACAUAUUCUCAGUCCACAUUGAGCCUCUCCAAGUUGUCUACCAGUGAUGACAGUCUUAACUACUCUCAUCAGCUGACUGAAAUAAGUGCAUUUUCAAAUAAAUCGAGUGAAAUAAGCAAAGUGUUCCCUGGUGUGGAGAGUCUGUAUCAUGACAACACAAGUCUGGAUAUAGGAGAUGCAGAAAAUAUUAUUUAUGCAGUCUUUGUGUCAUUUGCCGAGAUCUACAAUGAGUAUGUAUAUGACCUGUUAGAAAAAAUGCCUACUUCGAAGAAAAAUAAGCGUAACCCCCUGAUGCUGGGAGAAGAUCGUAAUGGUUCUAUUUAUAUAAAGGGGUUGCAAGAAGUACGUGUAUGCAGUGCUGAGGAGGCCUGGAAAGUCUUGGAUAUUGGACGCCAAAAUCUUCACUUUGCUACUACUCGCCUCAAUCACAACUCCUCUCGGUCACACUGUAUCUUCACAAUCAAGGUCAUCAAGUUAGCCAAGGCAGACAGCCCCCAUGUUGCACGAGUUUCAAUGCUUUCUGUGUGUGAUCUUGCUGGUACAGAACGGGCUGGAAAAACACGAAGUAACCAAGAUCGCCUCAAAGAGGCUAGUAACAUAAAUACUUCGCUUCUAGUACUCAGCAGAUGUAUUGAAGCUUUAAGACGGAAUCAGAUGCAGAAAGGCACUAAGAAACGUGAGAUUCCUGUGCCAUACCGUGACAGUAAGCUCACUCGGUUGUUCCAAAGCUUUUUUUUGGGCCAUGGUAAAGCUGCCAUGAUUGUUAAUAUCUCAAAGACACCCCUUCUUUUUGAUGAAACUCUACAAGUCCUAAAAUUCUCGGCAAUUGCAAAGCAGGUAGCUAUUAGUCAGGCCAAGGAAGAACACACAAAUGUUAAAAUCUCUAAUAGAAAGAGUCACUUCACCAGUUUUGUUCGCCAGUCUCUCAAUUCCACUGGGAGGCUUUCUGUUCCCUGGAUGAAAAGGCCUAGUGAUAUCACAUUUGGAGCAAGCAGUGACAUUCUUGAAAAAAGUGUGGAACCUCUAGUGGAAGAAAAUGAGGAAGAUGAAAAAUACGAGGCACUUGUUCAACUUAUUGCCAGUCUCAAAGAUGAACUAGUUAAAGAGCAUAAAGAAAAGGUUGAAUUGGAAGAGCGUUUGAGAGAACAACUGUUCUCAGAGUUCUCCCAGCAACUAGUCGAGAUUGAAAAUUCAUGGAGCCAACGUCUAAAAGAUCAACAGGCUAUAUCUGAAGAGUUGACAGAAUGGAAGCUUAAUGCACUCAUGAAAUCUACCAAGAAAUUCAACAUACACAAACGUUUUAGACAAGACGAUGAUCCAGAUGAGGAGUACGUUUCUUCACUAACCUAUUUUCAGGAGCAGCAUAAAGUUCAGGAGCAAGGAAAAUACAUACAAGAACUAGAAACCGAGGGAAAGCAUUUGAAGAGUGAAGUUGAAGCACUGAAGAGCUUCCAGAAAAAGACUUCAGAGUUACACCACAGAUCUCAGGAGGAAAAUGCAAGACUUACUUUUCAACUUUCACAACUGACUGAAAAUUUUGACAGAGUCACUAAGGAGCUGGAAGAGAUGAAGCGAGCAAGUCAUGUUUCUGGCACAGAGAACCUGGUUAUUAGAGAGCUGCAACAUCGGCUAGAUGACAAAUUGUCACUUCAAGAAAAAAGUGAUAAUGAAAUAAGGGGACUAAAAGAGAUGCUUGUAGAAGCAGCUGAAACAUUCAUUACGAAAGAAGAAGAGUGUUUAAAAUUGGAAAAGCAGCUGGAGAUAAGUGAGCAGAAUUCUACUAAGCAGAUGAUGUACAUCAGUGAAAUAGAAAGUGUACUAGAAGAUGCUCGAGCAAUGUUGAGUCAGCAGGCGGCUCGAGUAGAGGAGAGGGACCAGUAUAUAUCUGAGUUAAGAGAGCAGUUAUCAGCACAGGAACACAAGGAAUGCUGCAUGCAGUUGGAGAAGCUGCAGAAAGAGAAGUGGAAAAUUGAAGAAGAAUAUUUUAGGGAUAAGAGUAAGUUGCUGUUGGAGAUUGCUGAACUUAAAUGCAAUAAUUUCCCAAUUUCCUCCAGUAUGAACACAUCUUCAGGAGAUACUAAAACUGAGUUAAGAGUGGCAGAGUUGUUGCAAGAGAGAGAUGCAUUAGCUCAGGAAAGACACACUCUUAGUAAUAAGCUAACAGAAUCUCUCUCUCUCUUCUCACACCUGCAAAAUGUUAACUCUCAGCUGGAAAAGGAUAAUGGCUUGCUUAAGAGACAGACAGACCAGCUCAAGAAUAACAUAAACGAGCUAAAUAACAAGCUAGUGUGUGUGCAGGAAGAGAGAGCCUCUGAACAGCUGAACACUUCUACUUUCAAAGUAAACUGUGAAAGGGCUAUGAAUGAGGCAAAUACUUUCAAGAAUCAGUUAAUUGAAAAGAAUGAGAGAAUUCUUAAUCUCGAAAUGCAAGUUAAUGAACUUAAAGAGACUACAAAUAUUUUACAAGAACUUGAAAACGUCAAUCUUGAACUGAAAGAUAAAAUUAUAGCUUUAGAGGCUACACUUAAAGAAACUGAAUUAGAGAGCACUGAGUACAAGAAUAUAAAGGAAAAAUGCCACCAGUUAUCUGAAUCUUUGGAAGAGAGUCAGGGUGAGUGUGAGGAAAUGAGAAAAGAAAGAGCACAGUUGCAAAACAUGUUGCAGUCAGAGAAAAAAAAUAAAUUAUUAACAGAUGUUAACAUUGUUCAGACACAGGAAAAAAUAAAUUCUUUGGAAAAUGAUAUUUCUCAACUGAAAGAAGAGUUCAAACGAAAAGUGAAUGAAAUGGAAACACUGAUAACAGAGAAAGAAAUGAAAAAUGCCAGCCUCAUUAUAGAAAUAGAACAAAUUAAUGUGCUUAAUAAGAAACUUUUGUCUGAUAAAGAGACUACACACCUUCAGCAUACACAAGAAAUUUUAACUAAAACUGCUAUAAUUAAAGAAGUGGAAAGUAAAAAUGAGAUGCUGAUGAUUCAGGUACAGAAUAUUCAAAGUGCACUUGAAAACAUAACUGAGUCAGAAUUGAAGUUGCAGCAUAUAUCUAGCCAGAAAGAUAAUAAAUUAGAAGAAAUGCUAUCUGAACUUAAGUGCAAAGAAUUUUUAGAAGACGAAUACAAAGUAAUAAAGCUAGAACUUGAAAAACAUAAGGAAGAACUAAUGAAGCUGAGAUCAGAUUUUCAGGCAGAGAAAACAUUAAGCAGCAAAAAUGCUGCACAAAUUAGUAGUCUCCAAGAUGUGAUAAAUUCCAAGAAUAUUGAAUGUGAAAAGUGGCAUAAGGAAUGUGAAGAACUGAAGGAAGAAGUAGAGAAAUCUUAUGGAAUUAUUUGUAAAUAUAAAGAAGAAUACUCUGAAAAAGCAGUUAUAGCUCAAGAAUUGCUAGAUCUUAAGGCAGUGAAUGAAGAACUUCAGAAUGACAAACAAAUGUUAGAAAUAAAAGCACAAGAAAAGGACUCGAACCUCGUUGAUUUAAAAGAUUCUAGUAGUCGCUUGCAGCUCCUACUAAGGGAGAAGCAGAGGAGGAGAAGAGCAAGUUAGAGAAGCAACUGAUUGACCAGAGCAACAAUGAGCAGCAUAAAAUUGAGCUCGAACAAUAUGUAGAGAUGCUCAACAAAGAAAAUGCCGAGUUUAAAAGCAAGUGUGCAGCUAGUGAGGAACUCUCCAGUAGACAGAUGUCUCAACUUAGCAAUAAAGAUGUUGUUAUUGCAGCUUUAAACUCA